GUUACAGCUCAGAUUGUGCAAUAGCAGCAGGAGCAUUUUACUUGCAGUUUAAUCGUGAAUAUGCUUGUUGAACGCCUAACCCAGCAACUGGGGAAACCGACCCAGGGCCUGUGGGGAUGGUUGGUGACUCGGUUCCUAAAGAAGAAGAAUAAGUUGCUGGAAGUGAAUGCUGUCAAACUGUGUGACAUUCAGCCUGAGAAUGUGGUGCUGGAAGUGGGCUUUGGACCAGGCCUAGGACUGCAGGAAGCUGCCAGGUGUCUCACACAUCCUAGAGGGAAACUGUAUGGCCUGGAUUACUCAGACUACAUGUAUAAUGUAGCCAGCAGGAGGUUGCAGGCAGACAUUCAGACAGGGAAGGUGACACUGUUUCUGGGGAGUGUAGAACACAUCCCUUUAGAAGACAAUGUGGUGGACAGGGUGUUUCAUUGCAACUGUUACUACUUCUGGCCUGAUCUACGAGCUGGGAGCAAAGAGAUCUACAGAGUCAUGAAACCAGGUGGUCUGAUGGUCACCACCCUGAACCUGGAGGCUCUAAAGAAGAUUGUUGCUGCUGGAUUGUUAAAGCAUACACAAUGGCCACCUGAACCAUACAUGGCGGUUCUUCAUGACACAGGAUUUGUUGAUGUGCGUUUGGAGGACAAACAAGACAAGGGAAUAUCCUUUCAGGCUAUCUUUGCUACAGCAAACAAGCCCUGAAUGUUGUCUGAGGCCUGAUAGCUGAAUAAUUUGAAUUUGCUGAAGCUGUCAUGUGAUCCUUAUAUAUAAUAUAUAAAAAUAAAUGGGAUCAUAAUCGCUUGUAUCAGUUAUAUUCCACUUAGCCAAAACAGGUUUAGAAAGAUCAGAUAAGGAGAACAAUUUUACUAUGGGUUGUGUUGUUCCUUUUUGGAAAUUAAACACCACAGGGUAUAACCUAUUUAGAAAAGAUAAAGAUGGAAAAAGGGGAGAUGGAGUAACUGUACUUAUUAGGGCUAACUAAAUGGCAGUAGGAAAAAGGGACACAGCUAUCAGCAAAACAAAAGUAGAAUCCACAUUGAUAGUGUAAGGAAGAUAUAUUUUUGUUUCUAUUGGACUGUUGUAAAAAACAUAUCGUUUUCUUUUCGAACCAAAAAUGAAAAUUGCUGGAAAAACUCAGCAGGUUUGACAGCAUCUGUGGAAAGGAAGA
Messenger RNA from Carcharodon carcharias (great white shark), 1162 nucleotides. RefSeq lists its product as uncharacterized. The transcript has 2 exons. Lineage: Eukaryota; Metazoa; Chordata; Chondrichthyes; Lamniformes; Lamnidae. Gene Ontology annotation, biological process: sterol biosynthetic process. Gene Ontology annotation, cellular component: endoplasmic reticulum. Gene Ontology annotation, molecular function: sterol 24-C-methyltransferase activity. The record is from RefSeq and is a predicted model, not a curated record. The coding region runs from base 61 to 696 and encodes 211 amino acids.